AUGUCCGUCCGCAAUCCUGAGGAUGUUGAAAUUGAGGGUCGCGUGGUCGGCAAUGGCCUAUGGGUUACAGAGAGCAUAAGGAUCCCCGCUAUGGAAGCCGCGAACACGAAACGACUUUAUAGUUAUCUCCGUACUCACAUUGGACUUCGAAUGAUCGACGGCCGGUUUUUCGAGACCGGCCGAUGUCGACAGGAUUCCCACUUCGAGCCAACUCUCGUUCUUCAAGAGACGGCAGCAGGCACGAGACAUGGCAACAGGCACAAAAGUUUCCAUGUCGCGACGCGCAAUGAUGACCAAGAGAUUGUCCGCUGGUUCGACAGAAAUGUGUUGAAGAGUAACGCAACCAAGCUGAGGGUCGAGGUUCACGUUGGGUGGGAAGACCAGGUCGGUCUGCUGCUGCCUCGUUCGCUAGAUAUGGAUCCUCAAGAUGCGUGGAAAGACUAUUACGACAGACUGUGGAGAGCCGGUCGUGGCAAGGAUGACCUAAGCCGUGACAGGUUUGGGCGGCAGGUGACCAGGCGGACAGAUGACGGGAAAAGUUUCUACCUCUACGAUUUGGUGUCUGCUGAGACUACUCUACAGUACAUCCCGCAGCCAGCGGCAGUCAAAUUCGUACCAAGUUGUGAGACAUGCCAAUUUUCUAGAGCUGCCACUACUUGGGGUGCUCCGAGAGCUCGCGCUGGUGGACAUGCUCCUGGUGCUCCCACAGGUCUACGUGCUCCCGGUGCUCCCAAUGGUCAGGAUGCUCCCGUCGGCCUCGCGUUCCGUCCUACCGAGCAUCGAGCAUGA
This is a messenger RNA of Cladophialophora yegresii CBS 114405, 789 nucleotides long. RefSeq lists its product as uncharacterized. The record is from RefSeq and is a predicted model, not a curated record. The coding region runs from base 1 to 789 and encodes 262 amino acids. Lineage: Eukaryota; Fungi; Ascomycota; Eurotiomycetes; Chaetothyriales; Herpotrichiellaceae. The transcript has a single exon.